Molecule: messenger RNA, 1485 nt
Organism: Wyeomyia smithii (pitcher-plant mosquito)
Lineage: Eukaryota; Metazoa; Arthropoda; Insecta; Diptera; Culicidae
Gene: ND-42
Product: NADH dehydrogenase [ubiquinone] 1 alpha subcomplex subunit 10, mitochondrial
Exons: 3
Coding region: 186-1403 (405 amino acids)
Biological process (GO): mitochondrial electron transport, NADH to ubiquinone
Cellular component (GO): cytoplasm
Source: RefSeq, a predicted model, not a curated record
GAGCAGUAUCAAAAAUUUUUCAAAAAUAGCUGGCAUCUCUGGUCGGCAUCGCUGUCAAAGCGGCUGAAAUUUGCUUACGAUCGUUUUGCUUUUACUGCAAAACAAAACUUCAUUUUCUCUGAGUAUCAAUUUGUUUCAAUAGCUUUUUUCGCAUUAGCAAACACAGUAGAGAUUUCAGUCGAGCAAUGACUAGUGUCUUUCGUGUUGGUGUUCGGUUUAUAAAUCGAUCCCCUACGGUUAAACCGCUCUUGGAAUCCCAAUGGUGUGUUUCUGCCGGAAUAAUUCAAACAUGUAACAUAUCGGGCAAAACUCUGCGCGGUUCGAAGUUGAGCAAACCAAAACCAUUCCCGUACCUUGAAAAACCUUACACAGCUUUUCAAGCGUGGAAAGAUACAAUUUUCAAGGAUACUACAAAUCGUUUUGAUGAAAAUACUAAGGUUGUAGUCGUCGACGGUCCUAUUGCUGCCGGUAAAUCUGCAUUUGCUAAGGAGCUUGCCACCGAAUUGGAGAUGAAAUAUUUCCCCGAACCGACAAUGGAUAAUUACUAUAUUAAUGCUUAUGGGUACGAUUUGCGCAAGCUGGAUUCGCAACUUCCUGUCAAUAUGCAAAGUUUUGACACAAACAAGUUUCUACAGGAUCCCACUCACCGAAAUGUAGCAACUUUCCAGAUUCGCAUGCUAAUGCAACGCUACUCACAGUAUGUAGAUGCAUUAGCUCAUCUGUUUUCGACUGGCGAAGGAGUUGUGCUGGACCGCUGCGUUUACUCGGAUUUCGUCUUUGUAGAAACCAUGUUUAAAAACGGAUACUUGUCGAAAGGAGCCCGAUCUGUAUAUUACGAACUGGUUAACAAUACUUUUCAAGAAUUGAUGAAACCUCAUUUGGUUAUUUAUCUAGAUGUCCCAGUUAAAGUAAUAAAAGAUCGCAUUAAAAAGCGUAGCAAUCCAGCCGAGGUUAAUUCUAAAGUUCUGACUGAUCAAUAUCUAAUGAACAUGGAACAUAUUUACAAACAGCAAUACUUAAAAGAUAUAAGCACUCAUGCCGAGUUGUUGGUUUAUGAUUGGUCAGAUUAUGGUGAAACAGAGGUUGUUGUUGAAGACAUUGAACGAAUCGAUUUUGAUCGGUUCGACAAAGAUGACACACAUAUGCGUGACUGGCGAAUGGCCAAUGAAGGUGAAUGGACGGAAGCUCGUGCUCGUUACAUGGAUAAACCAGAUUUGUUCAACUUUUUUAAUGUUCCACGAUAUGACGUACCCGAACUAAUUGUGUCCGCGGAAGACUUCAAAGCUUGGUACGACAUCUGGUUCGAGGCUCCUGGUAUGAAGUACAGAAAAGGUUAUAACGCUGAUUGUGGGGAUGAUGGAAUUCUAACCAAAACAAAGCUAGAUUUUCGCAAUACGUUGUAAAAGAUAAAUCUUUGUAAUGAAAUGCAAUGCAGAUUCUUCUGAAAGAUAUGGUUAAAAUAAAAAACAAAAUAAUAGAAAAUUA